AUGCCCCCCCGCCAGCCCCCUCGGCAGGCGGGGGGAGGGCUCAGCCGGGAGUUUGGCAAACUCCUCCCCGCGUUGAGUCAUUCGCCUCUGGGAGGUUUAGGAAGCGGCUCCGGGUCGGUGGCCCCAGGACAGGGAAGAGCGGGCGCUAUGGGGAGCCGGACGUCAGAGUCCCCUCUCCACGCCGUGCAGCUCCGCUGGGGCCCCCGGCGCCGACCCCCGCUGCUGCCGCUGCUGUUGCUGCUGCUGCCGCCGCCACCCAGGGUCGGGGGCUUCAACUUAGACGCGGAGGCCCCAGCAGUGCUCUUGGGGCCCCCGGGCUCCUUCUUCGGAUUCUCAGUGGAGUUUUACCGGCCGGGAACAGACGGGGUCAGUGUGCUGGUGGGAGCACCCAAGGCUAACACCAGCCAGCCAGGAGUGCUGCAGGGUGGUGCUGUCUACCUCUGUCCUUGGGGUGCCAGCCCCACACAGUGCACCCCCAUUGAAUUUGACAGCAAAGGCUCUCGGCUCCUGGAGUCCUCACUGUCCAGCUCAGAGGGAGAGGAGCCUGUGGAGUACAAGUCCUUGCAGUGGUUCGGGGCAACAGUUCGAGCCCAUGGCUCCUCCAUCUUGGCAUGCGCUCCACUGUACAGCUGGCGCACAGAGAAGGAGCCACUGAGCGACCCCGUGGGCACCUGCUACCUCUCCACAGACAACUUCACUCGAAUUCUGGAGUAUGCACCCUGCCGCUCAGAUUUCAGCUGGGCAGCAGGACAGGGUUACUGCCAAGGAGGCUUCAGCGCCGAGUUCACCAAGACUGGCCGUGUGGUUUUAGGUGGACCAGGAAGCUAUUUCUGGCAAGGCCAGAUCCUGUCUGCCACUCAGGAGCAGAUUGCAGAAUCUUAUUACCCCGAGUACCUGAUCAACCUGGUUCAGGGGCAGCUGCAGACUCGCCAGGCCAGUUCCAUCUAUGAUGACAGCUACCUAGGAUACUCUGUGGCUGUGGGUGAAUUCAGUGGUGAUGACACAGAAGACUUUGUUGCUGGUGUGCCCAAAGGGAACCUCACUUACGGCUAUGUCACCAUCCUUAAUGGCUCAGACAUCCGAUCCCUCUACAACUUCUCAGGGGAACAGAUGGCCUCCUACUUUGGCUAUGCAGUGACUGCCACAGACAUCAAUGGGGACGGGCUGGAUGACUUGCUGGUGGGGGCACCCCUGCUCAUGGAUCGGACCCCUGACGGGCGGCCUCAGGAGGUGGGCAGGGUCUACAUCUACCUGCAGCACCCAGCCGGCAUAGAGCCCACGCCCACCCUUACCCUCACUGGCCAUGAUGAGUUUGGUCGAUUUGGCAGCUCCUUGACCCCCCUGGGGGACCUGGACCAGGAUGGCUACAAUGAUGUGGCCAUCGGGGCUCCCUUUGGUGGGGAGACCCAGCAGGGAGUAGUGUUUGUAUUCCCUGGGGGCCCAGGAGGGCUGGGCUCUAAGCCUUCCCAGGUUCUGCAGCCCCUGUGGGCAGCCAGCCACACCCCAGACUUCUUUGGCUCUGCCCUUCGAGGAGGCCGAGACCUGGAUGGCAACGGAUACCCUGAUCUGAUUGUGGGGUCCUUUGGUGUGGACAAGGCUGUGGUAUACAGAGGCCGCCCCAUCGUGUCCGCCAGUGCCUCCCUCACCAUCUUCCCUGCCAUGUUCAACCCAGAGGAGCGCAGCUGCAGCUUAGAGGGGAACCCUGUGGCCUGCAUCAACCUUAGCUUCUGCCUCAAUGCUUCUGGAAAACACGUUGCUGACUCCAUUGGCUUCACAGUGGAACUUCAGCUGGACUGGCAGAAGCAGAAGGGAGGGGUACGGCGGGCACUGUUCCUGGCCUCCAGGCAGGCAACCCUGACCCAGACCCUGCUCAUCCAGAAUGGGGCUCGAGAGGAUUGCAGAGAGAUGAAGAUCUACCUCAGGAACGAGUCAGAAUUUCGAGACAAACUCUCCCCGAUUCACAUCGCUCUCAACUUCUCCUUGGACCCCCAAGCCCCAGUGGACAGCCACGGCCUCAGGCCAGCCCUACAUUACCACAGCAACAGCCGGAUAGAGGACAAGGCUCAGAUCUUGCUGGACUGUGGAGAAGACAACAUCUGUGUGCCUGACCUGCAGCUGGAGGUGUUUGGGGAGCAGAACCAUGUGUACCUGGGUGACAAGAAUGCCCUGAACCUCACUUUCCAUGCCCAGAAUGUGGGUGAGGGUGGCGCCUAUGAGGCUGAGCUUCGGGUCACCGCCCCUCCAGAGGCUGAGUACUCAGGACUCGUCAGACACCCAGGGAACUUCUCCAGCCUGAGCUGUGACUACUUUGCCGUGAACCAGAGCCGCCUGCUGGUGUGUGACCUGGGCAACCCCAUGAAGGCAGGAGCCAGUCUGUGGGGUGGCCUUCGGUUUACAGUCCCUCAUCUCCGGGACACUAAGAAAACCAUCCAGUUUGACUUCCAGAUCCUCAGCAAGAAUCUCAACAACUCGCAAAGCGACGUGGUUUCCUUCCGGCUCUCCGUGGAGGCUCAGGCCCAGGUCACCCUGAACGGUGUCUCCAAGCCUGAGGCAGUGCUAUUCCCAGUAAGCGACUGGCAUCCCCGAGACCAGCCUCAGAAGGAGGAGGACCUGGGGCCUGCUGUCCACCAUGUCUAUGAGCUCAUCAACCAAGGCCCCAGCUCCAUUAGCCAGGGCGUGCUGGAGCUCAGCUGUCCCCAGGCUCUGGAAGGUCAGCAGCUCCUAUAUGUGACCAGAGUUAUGGGACUCAACUGCACCACCAAUCACCCCAUUAACCCAAAGGGCCUGGAGUUGGAUCCCGAGGGUUCCCUGCACCACCGGCAAAAACGGGAAGCUCCAAGCCGCAGCUCUGCUUCCUCGGGACCUCAGAUCCUGAAAUGCCCGGAGGCUGAGUGUUUCAGGCUGCGCUGUGAGCUCGGGCCCCUGCACCAACAAGAGAGCCAAAGUCUGCAGUUGCAUUUCCGAGUCUGGGCCAAGACUUUCUUGCAGCGGGAGCACCAGCCAUUUAGCCUGCAGUGUGAGGCUGUGUACAAAGCCCUGAAGAUGCCCUACCGAAUCCUGCCUCAGCAGCUGCCCCAAAAGGAGCGUCAUGUGGCCACAGCUGUGCAAUGGACCAAGGCAGAAGGCAGCCAUGGUGUCCCACUGUGGAUCAUCAUCCUAGCCAUUCUAUUUGGCCUCCUGCUCCUAGGUCUACUCAUCUACAUCCUCUACAAGGUCAGCCACAUCCUGCUUGUGACUUGGCCACCCUAUCCUCAGGCUCUGCCCUUGACCUGGCACAGUCCCAAGUAUCUACCUCUAGACCAUUUCACCAGCCAUGUGCCCCCACCUCUGUCCUGCCUACAUGCAUCCCAUCCUAACCCUUCCUAUAGGAUCCCUCCCUUCAUUCUAUAGCCCCUAGCUUAGAAAGGGUCCUCUUGACUCAAGAUGAUAGGUUUGCCUAUACUUGUAAAAUCACUGGAACCCAAAGAUGACAAAUACAUGGCAUUUGUGCUGUCAGUUUCUCCAAAAAUCCAUGGCAGCCAUCACUAACCUAGAAAUGGCUACUGAUCAUCUCCUAGAAGUGGCUUCAGAAUCUCUCUCAAGAGGCAGCCAUGGCCAGGUGUGGUGGCUCACACCUGUAAUCCCAACAUUUUGGGAGGCCAGGGUGGGAAGACAGCUUGAGCCCAGGAAUUCAAGACCAGCCUGGGUAACACACUAGGACCUUGUCUCUACAAAAAAAACACAAAGAUUAGCCAGGUUUGGUGGUGCGUGCCUAUAGUCCCAGCUACUCUGGAGGCUGAGGUGGGAGGAUCGCUUGAGCCCAGGAGUUUGAGGCUACAGUGAGCCAUGAUCAUGCCACUGCACUCCAGGCUGGUCAACAGAGUGAGACCCUGUCUCAAAAACAAACAAACAAAAGCAGCCACUACUAAGCAAUCAGACUUGGCAUUUGAGUUCAAACCUAUCUGCCAUUUCUGGCUUAACUGGGGAAUUUUAAAGGCACUGGUAAAAGAUACCCCCCAUACAAAAUCACCCCCAAGUUUAGUCCUCCUGGGUCCAUUGCACAACUUAGAGGGGUAGUCCUAGCCUGAAUUCAGAGGCCACUUUUGCAGGAUGUAGAGGUUGGAGGCACUAGAGUCCUCCUUAUUACUUCUUGGAAUAAGAGCUGUGGAGAAAUGGAAGCAAUAGUACCUAAACUCUCCCUCUUUUCCCCUUUAUCAGCUCGGAUUCUUCAAACGCUCCCUCCCAUAUGGCACCGCCAUGGAAAAAGCUCAGCUCAAGCCUCCAGCCACCUCUGAUGCCUGAGUCCUCCCAAUUUCAGACUCCCAAUCCUGAAGAACCAGUCACCUCACCCUCAUUCUACUGAAAGGGAGGGGUCUGGGUACUUCCUGAAGGUGCUGAUGGCCAGGGAGAAGCUCCUCUCCCCAGCCCAGAGACAUACUUGAAGGGCCAGAGCCAGGGGGGUGAGGAGCUGGGGAUCCCUCCCCCCCAUGCACUGUGAAGGACCCUUGUUUACACAUACCCUCUUCAUGGAUGGGGGAACUCAGAUCCAGGGACAGAGGCCCCAGCCUCCCUGAAGCCUUUGCAUUUUGGAGAGUUUCCUGAAACAACUUGGAAAGAUAACUAGGAAAUCCAUUCACAGUUCUUUGGGCCAGACAUGCCACAAGGACUUCCUGUCCAGCUCCAACCUGCAAAGAUCUGUCCUCAGCCUUGCCAGAGAUCCAAAAGAAGCCCCCAGCUAAGAACGUGGAACUUGGGGAGUAAGACCUGGCAGCUCUGGACAGCCCCAUCCUUGUGGGCCAACAAGGAACACUAACUAUGGAUGGUGCCCCAGGACCAGCUCAGGACAGAUGCCACACAAGGAUAGAUGCUGGCCCAGAGCCCAGCUCCAAGGGGAAUCAGAACUCAAAUGGGGCCAGAUCCAGCCUGGGGUCUGGAGUUGAUCUGGAACCCAGACUCAGACAUUGGCACCUAAUCCAGGCAGAUCCAGGACUAUAUUUGGGCCUGCUCCAGACCUGAUCCUGGAGGCCCAGUUCACCCUGAUUUAGGAGAAGCCAGGAAUUUCCCAGGACCCUGAAGGGGUCAUGAUGGCAACAGAUCUGGAACCUCAGCCUGGCCAGACACAGGCCCGCCCUGUUCCCCAGAGAAAGGGGAGCCCACUGUCCUGGCCCUGCAGAAUUUGGGUUCUGCCUGCCAGCUGCACUGAUGCUGCCCCUCCUCUCUCUGCCCAACCCUUCCCUCACCUUGGCACCAGACACCCAGGACUUAUUUAAACUCUGUUGCAAGUGCAAUAAAUCUGACCCAGUGCCCCCACUGACCAGAACUAGAA
This is a messenger RNA of Pongo pygmaeus (Bornean orangutan), 5305 nucleotides long. It is a transcript of the gene ITGA5, whose product is annotated as integrin subunit alpha 5. The coding region runs from base 1 to 3390 and encodes 1129 amino acids. The transcript has 29 exons. Gene Ontology annotation, molecular function: integrin binding. The record is from RefSeq and is a predicted model, not a curated record. Gene Ontology annotation, cellular component: external side of plasma membrane; integrin complex. Gene Ontology annotation, biological process: angiogenesis; cell adhesion mediated by integrin; integrin-mediated signaling pathway. Lineage: Eukaryota; Metazoa; Chordata; Mammalia; Primates; Hominidae.